GGGAAAUGGAAGUCGAAUUCGAGAAUCGAGACCAACGAAACCUCGAACAACAACACUGGCCGGCCACCAGCCUUCUAUCUCCAUGACGACCGCCGAUUACGCUGAAUAAGACCACAGGACUCGCGUCGCCGUCUGACGAGGCUUUCCAUUAUUCCCAUCCUCAAGUCUCGGUGCCCCCCCGACCGGACCUUUGAGACCAUCGCGACCUCGCCCCCCUCCCACGGUCAUCGCAUCGCCCACGGCACCACAACCACAACCACAACCUCCCCACAGUUAGUCGCAAAUACCGGCCAAUUGAUCGGUAAGAUGGCCAAAAAGAAAAAGUCUACCUCAGUCGAGGACAACGCCAGUGAGGUACAGUCGCCUGCUGUCCCCGCGACCCAAGAUCCCUCAAGUCGAAGUGGAAGUGGAAGUGGAAGUGGAAGUGGAAGCAACAAGACGGCAAAGACCAAGGCCCAGCCACAACAGCAACCGCCUCCGGUGCCGGCACUCAUCAUCUGUCGGAAUAAGCAUUGGCGCUAUAUCUCGUCCUUUCACGGCCCAUGGCUUCAGCUCCCUCCUGAGAUCCUCGAGACUCUGGCCAACUUGAACUAUAAUACCCCACGGCCGCGGCCCAUCGAUCCGUCCGUCUUCUUUGAUCUUGUCAAGAUCCGCCGCCUCGUCGACGAUGCUACGAAUCUGGCUGUUCGUGCCGCCAGUGGUGUCGCAACGGUCUCCCAGCACAGCAUGUCCGGUGGCCACCAUCAUGCGCUGGGACUGUUUGGACCUGGAGGGCAAACGAAGCUCAGUCGAGAAAGAAAACACCGAAUGAGAGAACAGGCGACUCAGAAGCUUUCCAAAGCCUAUCACCUAGAUGAAAUAGCGUCGAGUGUGGCUACAAUGCAAAGCGCCUCUCCCCUUGAGGAGGUGGCCUCGCUUGUGCUCCAGCGCAACCCCCAGGAUGCCGACGCCAAAUAUGUACACUUCUUCCACGAGAAAAUACCGAGCAGGCAGCUGGCCCAGUGCACCAACCUGGAUGCCCUGAGUGAAAUCAUAACAGAGAAAUCCACCCAGGGAGAGCCUCUAAGGACUCGCGCCACUGUGAGGACUUUCAAGGAGGACUUUGAGGGCGCCAUUGCGGACUUGACAGAAGCCCUCAGGAUACAUCGGGUUUACCGGUUACCACAAAAUGCUCCAAAGCACCACAAUCAUCCUCAAGCCCGACCUAGCGGACGGAAACAGGAGGAUGUGGUGCUCAAGGAGGAGGAGCAGCCUAAUAGCUUGGAAAUUCAGCUGUUGUUCCAACGCGCUGGUGUCUAUCUGACCAUUGCCUGUCAGCACGUCCAAGCUGCCUUCCCCUCUAAACCUGCCGAAACCAAAUCUGCUACAGGAAAAGCUGCGAAUGGUGAUAUAUAUGAGGAAGGCAAUAAGACCGGCUCACAGGUGACAGCACAGGCCAUACCCAUGUUAACAACUGCCGAGCAAGAGGCCGAGAAAAAGAUGAUGGAGGCGAGGAAACUCGUCCGUCACAACGCCAAGCGUGCGCUGAAAGACUACAUGAACUAUCUGUCGCACUUUGAGUAUUCGCCUGACCUACCCAUUGAGAUUGCCGAAGACUUUGCCCGGAAAGUCAACUACGCCGCUAAUGGGGUUCGUGUCCCUCGGUCAUUCUCCCAUGCUUCUCGUUCUGACUCUCCCGUGACCGGUGAAACUGACGAGAGCCAACCUACUCACCGCAUUUAUGCUCUCUCGGACCUUUUCGCGGCGUCCCCCCCGGCUGACCUGCCUCCAUAUCCUAGCACGGAGCUUACCCCAGUACGUACGCAGCAACAACAGCCCACAUUCGCUACCUUCCAGACAACAACAGAGACUCUCACUUAUCAUCCUCUCAUGAACGACGCAUUACACGCUCUUCUGCUCUGUCACUGUCUUAUCCAGACCUCAACCAAAGAGCUCCUUCGACACGCCUACAUGGUAGCACGACUGGCGCGCCUUGCCGAUGGUUACCCAAUCUUCCAAGCUAGUCGCUCACCAGCCCGCGCCGACUGGACAGAGGUUCUCCGAGCGUCCGGCAACCUCAUCCAGCUAGCCGGGACAUGGGAGGACCUCUGUGCCCCAGCACCUCUCCCACUUUUCCAGCCUUCAGGCCCCAGCGGCAGCGGAUCAGUACCGAUAGCGUUGCCAGGCCCCCUCAGACAAAACAAAACCCUUCUGCCACCUCUGACCGGGGGUCCGGCAGAAGCAGGAGCCAUCGUGCGUUCAACCUCCAGCAACGGUAGCACCGGCGGCGCCGAGGUCGAGAAGCAUCGCAAGGAACGUAUCCAACACCAAGCCAUCAUCGACGCCCUGGGCGAUGAUCGAAUCAAAGACGAAGCAUCUUUUCGCAUGGCCGUCAAAGCCCGUCAACUGCGUGCGGAAAACGAUUACAGGCUUGAUAACGCCGUGGCAGCCAUGGACGCCAAGCUCAUAGGUCGUGAUUUCGAGUCUCUUGCUUUGGAGGCACCACCGUCGCCAAAAGAUACCACUACCGCAACCAACGGAUCCAAACCUACGUCACAUCCCACCAACGGCUCAAGCUCAACCUCAACAGCACUACUAACCCGUACCACCUCAAGUAUCGCAAACGGCACGACAACGGCAAACGCAAACGGAGUCACCAAACCUCCUAACAACAACAUCACCGCCAACGGCAGCGGAAUAGUUCAAGCCCAAACCCAACCAGCACAGACACAAAACAUGCGCCGUUGGUCCGUCGACGACGGCAAAGAGUAUCCCAUCUCCACGGACCGAGCCUCGGCCAUUGCGCGCUGGGUGUUGGAGGCACCGCCUAAUGCUGGGCUGAGUACGGGUGCGGGAGGGGAUGGAACGGCUCGGAGGAAGAAGAAGAAGGUGGUUUCCAAGAAUAGAGCUGGCCCUGUGUUUGCCGUUGGGCUUGGGACUGGAGUUGGGGUUGCAGCCUCUGGGGAGGGUUGUACGGCUGAUGCGUAGGUAGUACUAGUUCCUGCUUAGGAACCAGAGGCACGAUCGGUUUUCUAUUUCUUCUGGUGGACCAAGUGAGUAUGCUCCUGGAGGCACCUAUAUCGAACAAUGGGAGCGAGUAGCUCUUCUACUAUUGGGCGGCGGCAUUGGUUAUGGGAUGUAGUAAUGUGUAGAGCUAGGUAGCGAAGAUGUAACAGCACA
Neurospora hispaniola is the source of this 3159-nucleotide messenger RNA. RefSeq lists its product as uncharacterized. Bases 307 to 2967 code for a protein of 886 amino acids. The record is from RefSeq and is a predicted model, not a curated record. Lineage: Eukaryota; Fungi; Ascomycota; Sordariomycetes; Sordariales; Sordariaceae. The transcript is spliced from 2 exons.